AUGGGGCUGUUGUCGAGGACAGUGCAAUCUUUAGGGAGCCACAGGGAGUGGAGCCGCAGACACUUCUGGGGUUGGCUCAAUGCCGUUUUCAACAAGGUGGACUACGAGAGGAUUAAAGCCGUUGGUCCGGACCGAGCAGCAGCGGAGUGGCUGCUUAGGUGUGGUGCCAAAGUGAGGUUUCAAGGUUUUGACCGCUGGCAUCAAGACUACAAUGGACUGCCAACGGGUCCUCUGGGCAGAUACAAGAUCCAGGCUAUAGACGCCACCGAAUCCUGCAUAAUGUACAAAGGGUUCGACCAUUUAGAUGGUUUGGAAUGUGUUGAAGAAAUCAAAUUCAGUAAGUGCAUCUACAUUGAAGACACCUGCCUGGAGAGGCUGAGCUCAAUAGAAAACAUGCAAGAGAGUUUGUACAUGAUGGAGGUGGUGUCCUGUGGAAACGUGACCGAUAAGGGCCUCAUCGCCCUGCACAAACUCAGGAAUCUGGGGUAUCUGUUUCUCAGCGAUCUCCCUGGAAUCAAGGACAGACAGACCACUGUAGGUCGACUGCAGACGGCACUUCCUCGUCUGGAUGUAGUCCUGGACCUGGACUGA
Menidia menidia (Atlantic silverside) is the source of this 591-nucleotide messenger RNA. The record is from the annotation of a GenBank genome assembly. NCBI's taxonomy places the organism in Eukaryota, Metazoa, Chordata, Actinopteri, Atheriniformes, Atherinopsidae.